GUGGUCGCUCAGAGCGUGUGAAGGCAUUUGCGCUCAUUGCCAAGGUCUCCAAAUCCUUGCGUGCUCGGUCUCGCGCGCCCUCGCUCUGUCGCCAUGGUUUGUUGAAGCUCACAUCUCCUCCUCGUACUUGUCCUCUUCCUGCUGCUGCAUUGACUGCUUUUGUUUCCUCUCUCAAUAUCUACCGCUUCCGUUCGUGCUUCCCUGCCCCUUUUAAUUCAUCCUCUCUUCGCACCCCGCCUGCCCUGACCAUGAAUGCCGAUAAUCGCAAGGGCGAGCUGGUCGACCUCAAGUCCCAGCUUCGCCAGCUUGCCGGUAGCCGUCAGCCUGGCGUCGAAGACAUCAAGCGUGAGCUUUACAAAAAGGUCAUUUCUUACAUGACCAUCGGCAUCGAUGUCUCCUCCCUCUUCUCUGAAAUGGUCAUGUGCUCUGCUACCUCCGAUCUCGUCCUCAAAAAAAUGUGCUACCUCUAUGUUGGCAAUUACGCUCGCGGCCAUCCCGAACUUGCCCUUCUUACGAUUAAUUUUCUUCAAAAGGACUGCCACGACGAUGAUCCCAUGAUCCGUGGCCUUGCCCUGCGCAGCUUGUGUUCCUUGCGCGUCAAAAAUCUCGUUGAGUAUCUGGUUGGCCCUCUUCGGUCCGGCCUCAAGGAUGGUAAUGGUUAUGUUCGCACCGUUGCUGCUAUGGGAGUGCUCAAGCUCUAUCACAUUGCUCCCUCCCAGUGUACAGAUAACGAGUUUCCGGCCAUGCUUAGGGCAUUGCUUCUUAAUGAUCCCGAUGCUCAAGUGGUUGCGAAUUGCUUGUGCGCACUUCAAGAAAUCUACGCUGCCGAAGUUAACAUCUCUCCGGAGACAGCUCUCAGGGACCGAGAGCACCUUCUUAGCAAGCCUGUCAUAUAUUCUCUUCUAAAUAGGAUAAAAGACUUCACUGAGUGGGCUCAGUGUUUGGUUUUAGAUAUGGUCUCAAAGUACAUACCAUCAGAUUCGGAUGAGUCGUUCGACAUGAUGAACAUUCUUGAAGAUCGACUCCAGCAUACAAACAGUGCUGUUGUAUUGGCUACCAUCAAAGUCUUUCUUCAUUUAACAAUUUCUAUGGCUGACGUUCAUCAACAAGUCUAUGAGCGAAUUAAAGCGCCCCUGCUGACUUUAGUUAACUCCGGAAGUGCUGAACAGACUUACGCAGUCCUGAGCCAUUUACACUUGCUUGUUUUGAGGGCCCCUGCUUUGUUCUCAAAUGACUACAAGCAUUUUUACUGCCGUUACAGUGACCCUACCUAUGUGAAGAAACUGAAGUUGGAGAUGCUUACGGCUGUAGCCAAUGAAUCAAACACAUAUGAGAUUGUGACAGAGCUUAGCGAGUACGCAGCUAAUGUGGACGUGGCAAUAGCUCGGGAGUCCAUUCGAGCUGUUGGGAAAAUUGCGUUGCAACAGUAUGACGUCAACGCCAUUGUUGAUCGAUUGCUUCAGUUCCUUGAAAUGGAGAAGGACUAUGUGACAGCAGAGACUUUGGUAUUGGUAAAAGACCUUCUUCGCAAAUAUCCCCAGUGGAGCCACGAUUGUAUUGCAGUGGUCGGUAGCGUGAGCAGCAAAGCUGUGACUGAACCAAAAGCCAAGGCUGCAUUGAUAUGGAUGCUAGGCGAGUAUGCCUAUGAUAUGCCCGAUGCACCGUAUAUCUUGGAGGGGUUUGUUCAGAAUUGGACCGAAGAAAAUUCUGCUGAGGUAAGAUUGGAGCUUUUAACAGCUAUUACUAAGAUUUUCUUUAAGAGACCCCCUGAAAGUAUCAAGAUGUUGGGUGCUGCGCUUUCGGCUGGACUUGCUGACGCUCAUCAGGACGUGCAUGACAGGGCGCUUCUAUAUUAUAGGUUACUCCAGCAGGGUGUGGAGGUGGCUGAGCGAGUUGUAAACCCCGCAAAACAAGCUGUCUCUGUUUUCGCAGACACACAGAGCAGCGAGAUUAAAGACCGUAUUUUUGACGAGUUUAACAGUUUAUCCGUUGUAUAUCAACAGCCCUCGUACAUGUUUUUGGACAAGGAAGUCCGGGGGCCCAUUGAGCUUGUGGAAGAUACAGGACUAUUGCCCAUGGGACCAACAACUACUGAUGAUGUGCUGCCUAGCCAACUUGUAGAUGCGAAUGAUAACGACCUCCUUCUAGGCCCAUCUGACAAAGAAGAUAGCAUUGUAGCUGCUAGCAAUGGCUCUCAUGCUUAUAAUGGUCCAGACUUGAGUGGCUUUGACAGCUUAUCCGCUCCUCAAAGAUCACAAUCAGCAGCUUUUCCCACGCCAACACCUCAGGUGGCAACUACCCCAGCUGCAACUUCUACCUCUUUACUGGACUUCGACGACUUGCUUGGCCUCAACACAUAUGAUGUCUCUACCCCUGCUCCAUCUUCUUUAAAGCUUAAGGCUAAACCUUCCUUAGAUCCUCAAGCAUUCCAACGGAAGUGGGGUCAACUUGCAGUUGCCUCGACUGUGGAUCACACAUUGGCCAACGUAGCUGCUCUAUCAACUCCGCAACCGCUCAUCCGUCACAUGCAAGCCAAUUUAGUGGAAGUUAUGGCUUCUGGUGGUAAGGCCCCCACAUUUAAGUUCUUCUUUUACGCUCAAGCAGCUGAUUCUCCUCCAACAUCUGGCUUUUUCUUGGUGGAAUUGAUCGUUAACACAUCAACUGCGUCCUCGCAAGUAAAGAUAAAAGCAGAUGAUGCUUCAUUAGCACCUCAUUUUCAAGAGUUGUUUCUUGCAACAUUGGGUUCUUUUGGGUUUUAGUAGAAGUUGCAGCUGUCGGGGUAGCAUGAUGCGUUAUGUUCAUUCGGGAAUGAGCGGGAGAGGAUCUAUGCCUCGCACCAUGAAAAUGGGGCUAGUGCAUGUUCUGGUUCUUGCCACUUUCAUAAGAGUUGAAAUUUAUUUUCAGUACAUAGUGAUACCAUUUAGCUCGUAGAGCCUCCUUGUUAGCUAGCUGGCUGAAUGCGGUCCAUUGAGGUUAUCUUUAUCUUUGCACAGAGCUGACAAGUGCUGUAGGUUCUAACCCACUGUGCUCAACACAGAGCGUCCAGUUUGAAACAACAUUGUUGUAUGUAGUUAAAAUAUCUGAAAUGUCCAGAGAAGAUUUAACCUUUCAGUCC
Messenger RNA from Physcomitrium patens, 3115 nucleotides. Its product is annotated as beta-adaptin-like protein A. The record is from RefSeq and is a predicted model, not a curated record. Gene Ontology annotation, cellular component: membrane coat; clathrin adaptor complex. Gene Ontology annotation, biological process: vesicle-mediated transport; intracellular protein transport. Lineage: Eukaryota; Viridiplantae; Streptophyta; Bryopsida; Funariales; Funariaceae.